Molecule: messenger RNA, 4634 nt
Organism: Callorhinus ursinus (northern fur seal)
Lineage: Eukaryota; Metazoa; Chordata; Mammalia; Carnivora; Otariidae
Source: RefSeq, a predicted model, not a curated record
AGCGCCCCCGCUGCACGAGCAGCCCGGAGCCGCCGCGCCCUCUGCAGCCGGGGGUUCGGAGCUGCUGAGCCGGGAGGCCCGGAGUGGGAGCCGGAGCCGCCGGCGCCGUGGAGAUACAUAGUCUGCUUUCACCAUGGGAGAAAUAGAGCAGAGGCCAAGUCCAGGAUCGCGACUGGGGGCCCCGGAGAAUUCGGGGAUCAGCACCUUGGAACAUGGACAGAAGCCGCCCCCGACACCUUCUGGGAAGCUCAUGUCCAUCAAAAUCCAGAUGCUGGAUGACACCCAGGAGGCGUUUGAAGUUCCACAAAGAGCCCCAGGGAAAGUGCUGCUGGACGCAGUCUGCAACCACCUCAACCUCGUGGAAGGGGACUAUUUUGGCCUUGAGUUUCCCGACCACAAAAAGAUCACGGUGUGGCUGGAUCUCUUAAAACCUAUUGUCAAGCAGAUUAGACGGCCAAAGCAUGUUGUCGUUAAGUUUGUGGUGAAAUUCUUUCCACCUGACCACACACAACUCCAAGAAGAACUCACAAGGUACUUGUUCGCUCUGCAGGUGAAGCAGGACCUGGCUCAGGGCAGGCUGACCUGCAAUGACACCAGCGCGGCUCUCCUCAUCUCACACAUCGUGCAGUCCGAGAUUGGGGAUUUUGAUGAAGCAUCGGACAGAGAGCAUUUAGCAAAAAACAAGUACAUACCUCAGCAAGAUGCACUAGAAGACAAAAUCGUGGAGUUUCACCACAAUCACAUUGGACAAACACCAGCAGAAUCAGAUUUCCAACUCCUGGAGAUUGCCCGUAGGCUGGAGAUGUAUGGGAUCCGGUUGCACCCAGCUAAGGACAGGGAAGGCACUAAGAUCAACCUGGCUGUUGCCAACACGGGAAUUCUUGUGUUUCAGGGUUUCACUAAGAUCAACGCCUUCAACUGGGCGAAGGUGCGGAAGCUGAGCUUCAAGAGGAAGCGCUUUCUCAUCAAGCUCCGCCCUGAUGCCAAUAGCUCGUACCAGGAUACCUUGGAAUUUCUCAUGGCCAGUCGGGAUUUUUGCAAGUCCUUCUGGAAAAUCUGUGUUGAACAUCAUGCCUUUUUUAGACUUUUUGAAGAGCCCAAACCAAAGCCAAAGCCCGUUCUCUUUAGUCGAGGGUCAUCGUUUCGGUUCAGUGGUCGGACUCAGAAGCAGGUUCUUGACUACGUGAAAGAAGGGGGACAUAAGAAAGUGCAGUUUGAAAGGAAGCACAGCAAGAUUCAGUCCAUCAGAAGCCUGGCUACACAGCCUACAGAGCUGAAUUCAGAAGUGCCAAAACAAGCGCAGCAGAGUGCCGGCCUUCCCGCAGGAGAGGGCCCGGAGCCCGCCGGCGGCCCGGGCGGCCAAGGUGGCCCGCAGGGAGAGGAGCCCGGCGUCUCGGCCGAAGAGCCGCGCCAGAGCCCCGCGCUGCCCCAGAGCCCCGCGGGCGGCGGGAAGGUGGACGGAGGCGCGCGGGCGCCGGCCGACGAAGAGGAGGAGGCCGUUCAGGAUAGGACCCAGCAGAGUAAAGCUCAGCCCCCGCAGCCGAGCACAGAGCUGUCCAUCAACUCCCAGGGAGGAGCUGUGCCCGCCAGCGUGAUCUUGUCUCCCAGCCUGAGCCCUGACGCCAAGCAGGCCUCCCCCUUGGUCAGCCCGCUGCUGAAUGACCAGGUGUGCCCACGCACCGACGACGAGGAGGAAGGCCGGAGAAAGAGAUUCCCAACGGACAAGGCGUACUUCAUUGCUAAGGAAGUAUCCACCACCGAAAGAACAUAUCUGAAGGAUCUUGAGGUCAUCACUUCGUGGUUUCAGAGCACGGUGAGCAAAGAGGACGCCAUGCCCGAAGCCUUGAAAAGUCUCAUAUUCCCGAAUUUUGAACCUUUGCACAAAUUUCAUACAAGUUUUCUCAAGGAAACCGAACAACGACUAGCCCUGUGGGAAGGCCGCUCAAAUGCCCACGUCAGAGGAGAUUACCAAAGAAUCGGAGAUGUCCUGCUGAAGAACAUUCAGGGCAUGAAGCAACUGGCGGCUCACCUGUGGAAGCACAGCGAAGCUCUGGAGGCGCUGGAGACGGGCAUCAGGGGCUCGCGGCGGCUGGAGAACUUGUGCCGAGACUUCGAGCUGCAGAAGGUGUGCUACCUGCCGCUCAACACCUUCCUCCUGCGCCCGCUGCACCGGCUCAUGCACUACAAACAGGUCCUGGAGCGGCUGUGCAAGCACCACCCGCCCCACCACGCCGACUUCCGGGACUGCCGGGCUGCUUUGGCAGAGAUUACUGAGAUGGUGGCACAGCUUCACGGUACGAUGAUCAAGAUGGAGAAUUUCCAGAAGCUGCACGAACUCAAGAAAGACUUGAUUGGCAUCGACAAUCUCGUGAUUCCAGGAAGGGAAUUCAUUCGCCUGGGCAGCCUCAGCAAGCUCUCUGGCAAGGGGCUCCAGCAGCGCAUGUUUUUCCUGUUCAACGACGUCUUGCUGUACACGAGCAGGGGGCUGACGGCCUCGAAUCAGUUUAAAGUCCAUGGACAGCUCCCGCUGUACGGCAUGACCAUCGAGGAAAGCGAGGACGAGUGGGGCGUACCCCACUGCCUUACCCUCCGGGGCCGGCGGCAGUCCAUCGUCGUGGCGGCCAGCUGCAGGUCCGAGAUGGAAAAGUGGGUUGAGGAUAUCCAAAUGGCCAUUGACUUGGCAGAGAAAAGCAGUGGCCCCACUCCCGAAUUCCUCGCCAGCAGCCCCCCUGACAACAAGUCCCCGGACGAGGCCACGGUGGCGGACCAGGAGUCGGAGGACGACCUGAGCGCGUCGCGCACGUCGCUGGAGCGCCAGGCCCCCCACCGCGGCAACACCAUGGUGCACGUGUGCUGGCACCGCAACACCAGCGUCUCCAUGGUGGACUUCAGCGUCGCCGUGGAGAAUCAGCUGUCCGGGACUCUGCUGAGGAAAUUCAAGAACAGCAGUGGGUGGCAGAAGCUGUGGGUGGUGUUCACGAACUUCUGCCUGUUCUUCUACAAGUCUCCCCAGGACACGCACCCCCUGGCCAGCCUCCCUCUGCUCGGCUACUCACUCACCAUCCCCUCAGAGUCUGAGGACAUCCACAAGGACUACGUGUUCAAGCUGCAUUUCAAGUCCCACGUGUACUACUUCAGGGCUGAAAGUGAAUAUACAUUUGAAAGGUGGAUGGAGGUGAUCCGCAGUGCGACCAGCUCCGCCUCCCGCGCCCACACCCCGAGUCACAAAGAGUCUCACGUCUACUGAAGGCAGGACACGAGUGUCGCGGGGCUCGGCUGUGGCCGUGUCCCUGGGAGACCCUGCCUGUGCCCUGUAUUAAUGAAGCCUAGUAAAAUUAACACCCGUCUGGAAACCCAAAACGUGGUUUUACAGCAGCUCGCCUCGGUCUCCACAAAACCGCUUUUACCCUUGUCUUUCCGAGAACAGUGCUCCCAGCUCCCACGCUGGGGGCUCUGCGUCCGUCAUUCCCUGGUGGGCUGUUUGCAGCCUACGCCAGUAUUAAAACCUUGUCACUACGAGAGUGCCAAAUGACCGUUUUUCUUCCGCAACUGCACCUUAAAAGCAGUACAACCCUAUCCGUUCAACCAAAAGACAGGGCAAGUGCUCUUCUUUUUCUUAUAAAAAAAAUUUUGAUUUCUAGGCUGGUGCGUUUAAAAACAAUUUUUCCAAUGUUUGUGAUACACGUGGCACAAUCUUAAGCAAAUGAGAUUUUCAGAUUUCGUUUUUUCAAUCUUUCUACUUUUAUAAUAGCAGCAAGUUAGUAGGAUUUACUUCUUUGAUUAAUACAAGCAGUUUGCAGCACACUACGUACGUUCCCCUCGGGGGGGGGGGGGUGUUUAGGCUCCAACAAAAUGCUGUUCUUGGCACAAGUUGACCAAAUUGUUUCCGUGAUUCCUCUUUACAAAGCAAAGCGGGCUGUGUUCUGGGCGGAGCAGCAGCAACCCAGCACAAGGCCCGCGCUCCCGCCGUCCUAGGAGUGGUGUGUAUGAUGGGAAGCUCUCAGCUGUGGUGUUUGCUGUCUGUCUCACAAGCAUGAGAACCUGUAUGUCAGUGAUCGGGGCCAUUUGUGAUCUGUGACGUUCCGGAGGGUCUCUGUGAGCUUCCGGGGGCCGCGCCCCCCAGCCCCUGUGCUCAUACCUAUAUCCUGCAACUGUGGUUGGGGACUGCACAUUCACUAGUAUAUAUUGUGCCAGUCUUCAAGAACAUUCUUUUCUCCUGUUUGUACUCAUCCCUCCCCACCCCCCAGGCAUGGGGUAUAUCAACAGUAUGACCUUGCGCAUCCUUGACAGUCGGACGACACAGGGAAUGGGGCUCCAGGACCUGCCGGGCCCACUAGUCAAAACCCGUUUGCCUCCUCUCUGUGGAGAUCGGGAGCUGCUACUCCCAGUGUCCUUAAACCCUUUCCGACACAGGCCGGAGGGGGCAGCCCAUCCAACCCGUGGCUCCCGGUGCCUGCACCCCAGCCCCGCGGGCCGGCGUGGCAGAGCCGGGACUGGACCCAUGGACGAGGAGCUCGGGAUGUGUUAUCGUUUGCCUUACGACGUGUACCAGAUGGUUUCAAGUACUAACAAAAGGGAAUAAAAAUACCUCACGCCACAAUCCAGCAUACUGAAGUUUUAAGGCAAAACAUCAC